Messenger RNA from Petromyzon marinus (sea lamprey), 6099 nucleotides. Lineage: Eukaryota; Metazoa; Chordata; Hyperoartia; Petromyzontiformes; Petromyzontidae. The record is from RefSeq and is a predicted model, not a curated record.
UUUCCAUUCUAGAGGAACUGAUGCUUCUUUGAUGGACAGGUUGGCCCUAUUGGGUUCACAGUGGCCACCUUGAUUUUCUGAUGGUUGCGCGAAAGACACUGGACCACUAUUUUUAAGAGCAUGAGUUCGAGCCCUGGGGCUGUUUCUCUCGCAAGAGGCUUCUAAUAGCUGUGGUAGAGACACGGAACCGGUGAAGAUAUUGAUUUUGGUUACCAAAUAAGCACUGGAUCGCUACUUAAAGCUGUUAAUUUUUCAUUAAAUUCCAAUUGGGUAAAUAGUUCAAGUGGUCACACUUACGGACGUGAUUCAUUAACAGAACACACGAGAUCACUUCGUUGGGAGUCAACUGUGGUGGAUGACCUGUGGAUAGACUGACCCUGCCGUGAGAACAAGGAAUUUCCACCAGUGGUUUACUUCCACCAAGCGCUGUCCCACGCUCUCUUAAUUAGGAUAUGCUUUGAAUUUGGAUUUGACCAACAACCGUUUGUAGACAAAGCACACUACUCCAGAUGAUUCGGUGAAUAUUGAUUUGGAGCUUUCGUGACUGCAGGAAUCCAUACGUGACUUUACCGAAAGAACCAAAGAGUAUUAUUCAGUGAGUUUGACAUUGGAACUAUAACAGCAACGUGCCACCAGGGGACAUGGCUCGCGGUUCGAAGUCUAGUGGCCACGCUGAUUAAUACUGUUGGGUGUGUUAACCCGAAGAAUACAAUGCACCGUCCACUUUACAGUACACCUUAAAUAUCCUGUGACGUAAUUAUCAAAGAGCGAGUCAUUUUCGGUGUGAUGGUCCAAAUUUGGUAAAUUUGAAAAAGAUUCUCGUUUGGGAUUUUGUGCAAAGCAAUCAUUGCCCGCCCCCCCCCCCCCCCUACUGGGAAAACACUUGGCAGGAUCCUCGGUGAAAAAAACAAGAGUCGGCGAGACACUUCUGUGUAAAGAAGUGCAAUAAUGAGAUCUUCAAAUCAGCCUGGGUGUUACGGGGGUCAUCGCGAUCGGCUGAGUGGUAAAGUCGCGAGUUCAAAUCCCGGUUUAGGGUUCACUUGGCGGUAUCCUCAUUAAUUUGCAGCAAAACCAGCCUCGUCACCAUCGUCAUUCUCAUCAGUAAUCGUCGUUGAUGACGUUUACUAUUGUGGGGAAGUCCGUAGCGGUCAUCAUUUCCACCGCCGACUCAGGGCCGGCAACGGAUGAGUUGCCACCUCUCCGAUAAAUACAUCAUCUCCAAAAGUAACGUCGAUGAUCGUGGACAUUUGUUGAGCAGGUGAAAGCCCAAUUCGGACCAAGGGUUACUUUGUUUCGAGGGAGACUUCAAGAGAUCUGAACCGAAUACCCAUGGUCUAUGGGCCUUACCACCUACCUCUUCCUCACCCGUGCACUGUCCAGCGUCUAGAUCCGCUCAGCCUCAAAACUUGCAGGUGCAACAGAAGCCGCCAAAUUGAGUGUAUGAACAUUUUUAUCAACACCUCAUCCGUAUUUGUCUCUCUCGCACAUUGCACAGCCGCUGAGCCGAUGGAACGGGUUAAUUAAUGACGUACAGGGAGGUUAAUUAGUAAUUAAUUGGCAGCACUCCCAGGAGUAGGGGGGGGGGUUAAGGUUCAACUCAUUCCGUUGACCCCCAAUCUCCAUAUCUCCCCGCCUCCGCUAUUGGGGGCGGCUGAACAUUUCCAGGGGGUUUAUUGGGCGAGUGGUCGAGUGGUCGUGUGGUCGUGUGUUCGACACAGGUGUGCGGAGGUGCGUCCAGUGGACGGGCGUGUUACGUGUUCGAUGAGACAGGUGUGUUGGGCGCUCGGUAGACAGAGUAGUGUGUUAGACGAGGGGUGUGACGCGUGAGGCAGGCAGGUGUGACAGGUGAUCAUACAGGUGUGUUAAGUGUUAGGUCGGACAGGUGUGUUUAUGUGCUCGGAAUACAGACAGGUGUGUGUGUGUGUGUUACGUGGUAGGUAUAUAGAAAAGUGUUAUGUGUUAGGUGAUUAUAAAGGUGUCUUAAGUAUAAGGUAUAAAAAUAAGUAUGAUAGUCUUUAGAUAUAUAAACAGGUGCGUUGUGCAGGCGUGUUAUGCUUAAAGUAUAUUGACAGGUUUGUUAAUUGUCAGAUUUCCAUGCAGGCGUUUUAUCUGCUGUAUAAACAGGCGUGUUAGCUGUGUCCAUGCAGGUGUUUUAUCUGCUGUAUAAACAGGUGUGUUAGCUGUGUCCAUGCAGGUGUUUUAUCUGCUGUAUAAACAGGUGUGUUAGCUGUGUCCAUGCAGGUGUUUUAUCUGCUGUAUAAACAAGCGUGUUAGCUGUGUCCAUGCAGGUGUUUUAUCUGCUGUAUAAACAGGUGUGUUAGCUGUGUCCAUGCAGGUGUUUUAUCUGCUGUAUAAACAGGCGUAUUAGCUGUGUCCAUGCAGGUGUUUUAUCUGCUGUAUAAACAGGCGUGUUAGCUGUGUCCAUGCAGGUGUUUUAUCUGCUGUAUAAACAGGCGUGUUAGCUGUGUUUAUGCAGGUGUUUUAUCUGCUGUAUAAACAGGCGUGUUAGCUGUAUAAACAGGUGUGUUAGCUGUGUCCAUGCAGGUGUUUUAUCUGCUGUAUAAACAGGUGUGUUAGCUGUGUCCAUGCAGGUGUUUUAUCUGCUGUAUAAACAGGCGUGUUAGCUCUGUCCAUGCAGGUGUUUUAUCUGCUGUAUAAACAGGUGUGUUAGCUGUGUCCAUGCAGGUCUUUUAUCUGCUGUAUAAACAGGCGUGUUAGCUGUGUCCAUGCAGGUGUUUUAUAUGCUGUAUAAACAGGCGUGUUAGCUGUGUCCAUGCAGGUAUUUUAUCUGCUGUAUAAACAGGUGUGUUAGCUGUGUCCAUGCAGGUGUUUUAUCUGCUCUAUAAACAGGCGUGUUAGCUGUGUCCAUGCAGGUGUUUUAUCUGCUGUAUAAACAGGCGUGUUAGCUGUUUAUGCAGGUGUUUUAUCUGCUGUAUAAACAGGCGUGUUAGCUCUGUCCAUGCAGGUUGUUUUAUCUGCUGUAUAAACAGGUGUGUUAGCUGUGUCCAUGCAGGUGUUUUAUCUGCUGUAUAAACAGGUGUGUUAGCUGUGUCCAUGCAGGCGUGUUAAGCGAGCAGGUGUAUCGGUCGGGGUGUGAAGUGUAAGUGUAGAUACUGGUGGUGUUUAAGGACCCAGGUAAACCGUGGGAGGUUCGUAAUGGACUACGCUGUACUGGACGCUGUGGAUGUGGUGGUGUUGGUGGUCUACUUCGUACUGGUGAUGGUGGUUGGGAUGUGGGCUUCGUGCCGGACGAAUCGCUCGACGGUGGGGGGGUAUUUUCUGGCCGGUAGGACCAUGACAUGGCUCCCGAUCGGAGCCUCGCUGAUGUCCAGUAACGUGGGGAGCGGCCUCUUCAUCGGGCUCGCGGGGUCAGGGGCCGCCGGAGGAAUUGCGAUUGGAGGGUUUGAGUGGAACGCCAGCUGGGUGCUGGUGGCCCUGGGCUGGGUGUUCGUGCCGGUGUACAUCGCCGCCGGCGUGCUCACCAUGCCGGGCUACCUGAGACGGAGGUUCGGAGGGCAGAGAAUCUCACUCUACCUGUCGGGGCUCUCGCUGGCCCUCUACGUGUUCACCAAGAUAUCGACAGACAUCUUUGCUGGAGCUAUUUUCAUCAAGGUGUCCCUGGGCUGGGACAUCUACUUGUCCACCGUGGUGCUCAUCGCUGUGACAGCAAUUUACACUAUUGCCGGAGGCCUGGCUGCUGUCAUUUACACCGAUGCACUCCAGACUGUGAUCAUGGUUGUGGGAGCAAUGAUUCUGAUGGGAAUUGGCCUGGUGAAGCUGGACGGGUACGAGGGCAUGGCGCGUAGCUACAUGGCGGCCGUGCCCAACGUCACGGUGCCCAACACCACGUGCCACCAGCCCCGGGCAGAUGCCCUCCACCUCCUCCGAGACCCCGUCCAGGGGGACCUGCCCUGGCCCGGACUCAUUUUCGGACUGACGGUGCUCGCCACGUGGAACUGGUGCACGGACCAGGUGAUUGUGCAGCGCUCUCUCUCCGCCCGCUCGCUCUCGCACGCCAAGGCUGGCUCCGUUCUCGCCGGCUUUCUCAAGGUCCUGCCCAUGUUCUUCAUCGUCUGGCCCGGGAUGAUGAGCAGAGCGAUGUUCCCUGACGAGGUUGCGUGCGUCGUUCCGGACGAGUGCCAACGAGUCUGUGGCUCCAAGGUCGGCUGCUCCAACAUCGCCUACCCCAAACUCGUGGUGGAGCUCAUGCCCACAGGCCUACGGGGGCUGAUGAUGGCGGUGAUGGUGGCGGCGCUGAUGUCAUCCCUCACGUCGAUCUUCAACUCCUCGGGCACCAUCUUCACCAUAGACGUGUGGAAGAGAUUCCGCCCACGAGCCUCGGAGAUGGAGCUUAUGGUGGUGGGGAGGCUGUUCGUGCUGUUACUGGUGAUCAUCAGCAUUCUGUGGCUGCCGGUUGUUCAAGUGGCGAACAGUGGCCGACUCUUUGACUACAUCCAGUCGGUGACGAGCUUCCUCGCUCCUCCGAUCACCGCGAUCUUCCUCCUCGCCAUCUUCUGGCCCCGGAUGAAUGAGCCGGGCGCUUUCUGGGCUCUCAUGUGCGGCCUGGCCAUCGGGGUGUCCCGCAUGGCGCUGGAGUUCUCCUUCCCUCCCCCGGCGUGCGGCGAGGCCGACCGGCGCCCCCCCGUGCUGCGCGACGUGCACUACCUCUACUUCGCUCUGCUGCUCUGUGGCCUCACGGCCCUCAUCGGGGUCAUCAUCAGCCUCGCCACGCCCGCCCCACACCCUCAGCACCUUGUCCGCCUAACUUGGUGGACUCGACACUCCAAGGACGCCGAGGGUGGCCACGGCAAUCUCUGUGAGGUGCCCGAUGGGACAAGCAAUUCUAAGGAGCCCGAGGAGGGUGGCCACAGCAAUCCAUGCGAGGUGCCCGACGAGACAGGCAACUCUAAAAGCCCCGAAGAGGCUGCCCAAAGCAAUUCCUGCGAGGUGCCCGAUGGUAAAGGCCUCUUCGGGGACACCCACAAGCGAACUGGAGAUCUUGAUCAAGAGGCCCCAGAAAAGACAGGACCACGAGGCUGGAAGAGAGCUCUUUUCUGGAUGUGUGGCCUCACUGGGUCUAAAUCAUCAUCGUCAUCAUCAUCGCCGCCCAUCCUAACAAGCAUUGAGGAGGACUGGAAGUGGAAACAUAUCUGCAACACCAGCGCCAUGCUCCUUCUUGUUGGAAAUAUCUUCAUGUGGGGCUAUUACGCCUGACCUCACUACGACACUAACGACGCACCAUCCCCGUUACCACCACCUCCUCUUCAAUUCAUUAUGAAAGCCACACAGCUACUGUCAAGGUUUAUCGCUACUCAUCCCGACCUUAAGAGACUAGUCACUGUGUAUUUUGUUGACACCUGAACUCUCUUGUUGUGAGCCAUCAGCAUGCGUGGAAGCAGCAUCACCAUGGCAUUCUGAACCAUCUUGUUCUGAAUCGCCAUCGUUUAUCUCUGAACUUUCAUCAUCAUUGUUUAUAAGCCAAUGUUAACAUCAUCAUACCUGUGAUCGUCAUCAUCACUUCGCUGAACUAAAGGAGGAUACACAGAGACGUGAAGACGUAGAAAGGGACGUGAAGACAGACUAGAGAUAAGCAAUCACAGAAACGGGGACAUUUAUGCACAGAGUACAAUGCCAUGCUACAUGCUGCUAUUAAUAAUUCAUACCCUGACUUUCCAGAAGGCUGGACUUAAUAUGUUGACUCCACCUGUUCCGUCUGUAUGGGAUAGAGUGUUUCCCUUUCUCAUGGUUCCGUUUUUUUCCGGAUGCUCCAGUUUCUUCCCACGUGUAAACACUAAUUAAUUCGCUGGUAACACCUUAAUACAUAGAGAAGCGCAGAGCUUGGGAAAAUAUGGGCGGCAACUUAUCGUGUGGCUGCCUUCAUGCUUGUCCGUGGCUCCUCCUCACGCCUCUGAGUUGUUAUCUCUGUACGAGAGCGAGUAAAUACUGUGCACUUUACAAGUUGAAAUAAUGAUUAUCAUUCAGAACUCAUCAGAAUCAGAAUGUUUAUUUAGACUGCAGAAGGAAUCCGAUGAGCUAUGAAGCUCUUUCUCACAGAUGUCUAGUAGGGGCGGAUCAGAACGUUACAACAAUCAAUACACA